AUGUUUCGGAGCAAGCGAACCUCAUUGAUUAAACGUUUGUGGAAAUUAAGGAUUAAAAACGAGCAUGAAACCUCAUGUCAAACUCAAGAGUUUGACCUGGAACCUGAUGGUUGUCUUUCUAAUAUCGAUGCCAGUAGUGAGGGCUGUGGAUGUUGCAAUAGUAGAGCCAGUCGAACUGAAAUUCUAGUGAGAACUAACUUAUUAAAGAAAUUGGAAGAGCAUCAGUUGGAAAUGUUAAUUCAGGCUGUCGAAAGUAAAGGAGCUGAUUUAUCAGCAUGCAUUUUGUUACCUCGAGACAUUGUCGGAACUGCAGAUGUUGAUCCUCAUGUACUGUCUUGUCAAGUGUGGAGAUGGCCUGGCUUACGAGAAUCUUCACAAAUAAGAAGACUGCCAGGUUGUUGCUCUUCAAAGGAUGCAGUGUAUACAUGCCUUAACCCCUAUCACUGGAGUAGAUUGUGUCAGCCAGAAUCGCCUCCUCCACCGUAUUGUAGGUUCGCUAGCGAGUGUUUAAAACCUGAAGGCAUUCAUUGA
Pediculus humanus corporis (human body louse) is the source of this 531-nucleotide messenger RNA. RefSeq names its product smad7, putative. The transcript has 3 exons. Gene Ontology annotation, cellular component: heteromeric SMAD protein complex. NCBI's taxonomy places the organism in Eukaryota, Metazoa, Arthropoda, Insecta, Psocodea, Pediculidae. Gene Ontology annotation, molecular function: I-SMAD binding; transcription regulator inhibitor activity. The coding region runs from base 1 to 531 and encodes 176 amino acids. The record is from RefSeq and is a predicted model, not a curated record. Gene Ontology annotation, biological process: regulation of transcription by RNA polymerase II; cell differentiation; anatomical structure morphogenesis.